Molecule: messenger RNA, 2295 nt
Organism: Prunus avium (sweet cherry)
Lineage: Eukaryota; Viridiplantae; Streptophyta; Magnoliopsida; Rosales; Rosaceae
Product: serine/threonine/tyrosine-protein kinase HT1
Biological process (GO): protein phosphorylation; signal transduction
Cellular component (GO): cytoplasm
Molecular function (GO): ATP binding; protein serine/threonine kinase activity
Source: RefSeq, a predicted model, not a curated record
UUCGCACGUUAGGAAUGGUGUUUGUAGAGAAGCUGUGAGUUUUAUGGAGAGAGAGAGAGAUGAGAGAAGAAGAGCCAGCUCCUUCAUUGCAUAUGCUUUCACUGCUCCAACAACAACAACAACCCAAUUCAACUUAACUCAACCGACUCAUUCUCUUCUCUCUCUACAGUCUUCCCCUGUUUUUGUUUGUUAGCUUCGCAUUAUUACAAGCUCUCAACUUUUUCUCACUUAGUUUCUCUUUAACUAUUAUAGCCUUCACCACCUCAGGUUUUUCUUUUCACUUUGCCAUACCCAUGUGUGGUUUUGGCCUUGGAAACUCAAAAACCUUCGUUUUAGAACUACUUUUUUCCAUUCAAAUGGUGGUUUUCUCUGUUUCCUUGAGUUCUUUUUGUCUGAAUAUACAGAUUUGAGAUUUUUGAACAAAGACGACUCCUUUUGUCCAAAAACAUGUUUAUUGGCUUGAAAAAAAUGAACUUUAUUCUCAGCUUCUGCUUCAUCAAACCAUUCUGUACUUUGAUUUUGUAGUUCUAUCUGAAAAGUUUUUAAAAUUGUGCAUGAAAAUCGAUGAUUUCGAAAUGUAGGUUUAUGAGGAAAAAUAAUACUUUAAGCUUGCAAGUUGUACUUGUUUCCGUACUGGGUCAUCUUGAAAUUCAAGAUUUGCACGAAAUUUGGAGGCUUUUUGUGACUUGAAGAGUCCAAAAGGGGGUUGAGAUUUUAUGGUUUUGAUGAGUAUUGGCUCUGACCCAUGAAGAAUUUUCACUGGUUUAAGCAGAUUUCCAACAAUGGCAAACCUGAGAGGAGGCUCUCUCUCGGAGAGUACAACAGGGCAGUGUCAUGGUCAAAGUAUUUGGUGUCUUCAGGGGCUGAGAUUAAGGGUGAAGGGGAGGAGGAGUGGAGUGCUGACAUGUCCCAAUUGUACAUUGGGUGUAAAUUUGCUUCAGGGAGACACAGUAGGAUUUACAGAGGGGUUUAUAAGCAGAGGGAUGUGGCAAUUAAGCUCAUAAGCCAGCCUGAGGAGGAUGAAGGCUUGGCUGUUUUGCUUGAGAAGCAGUUCACUUCUGAGGUGGCUUUGCUCUUUCGGCUGCACCAUCCAAAUAUCAUCUCUUUUGUUGCAGCUUGUAAGAAACCUCCUGUUUUCUGCAUUAUCACCGAGUAUUUGUCCGGGGGAUCGUUGAGAAAAUAUCUCCAUCAGCAGGAGCCGCAUUCUGUUCCACUAAGCCUAGUUGUGAAGCUAGCCCUCGACAUUGCACGUGGGAUGCAAUAUCUCCAUUCUCAAAGUAUACUUCACAGGGAUCUCAAGUCAGAAAAUCUAUUGCUAGGGGAAGAUAUGUCUGUGAAAGUUGCAGAUUUUGGUAUCUCAUGCUUAGAAUCACAGUGCGGCAGUGCAAAGGGAUUCACGGGCACUUACCGUUGGAUGGCACCUGAAAUGAUCAAAGAGAAACACCAUACGAAGAAAGUUGAUGUUUACAGUUUUGGCAUAGUUCUUUGGGAGCUUUUAACAGCAUUGACACCAUUUGACAACAUGACUCCUGAACAGGCUGCAUUUGCAGUAUCACAGAAGAUCAUGUGGGGACCUGCUGCUUUGGCCAUCCUUAUCCAAGCAGGAAAUGAUAUCCUCCCAAAUCGAAGAAUUAUAUUAAAUCCGUUAGCUUUUUUGUUGUUGAUAAGAUAUGUUAAAGCACUGAUAAGCAUGCACUAAUACGGGUACACAUCCGAAGGAUGUUGUGGAGAGUAACUUCAUCAUUUUCUUAAUCACCUACUACCAAAAAGAAGCACACUGAUAUCAAACAUUUCUGUUUCAGUUUUUGCCGUCAACGUCUUGCAUCUGUUUAUGAGUUUGUGGAACAAAUGGAAACUUUAUCUGUUAAAGCUGUUUGAAUUCACAUCACACUUGCCAUCUUGCAUUCACACUUGCCACUCCUGUAAACUGGUUUUGUUGCUAUGCUUGAAAUUUUUUAACAUGAAGCUGAUGUGUUUUGGAGUUGCACGUCUCCUUUUGGUUUAGAAACGCCUAGAAUGUAAUGCACUUGGCUGUGCUUAUGAUUCCCAUAAAAAGUCUAGUGCUUUGUGUAAACAAUGAACCACUUGAAACUUUUUAACAUGAAGCUGAUGUGUUUUGGAGUUGCACGUCACCUUUUGGUUUAGAAACUCCUGGAAUGUAAUACACUUGGCUGUGCUUAUGAUUCCCAUAAAAAAUCUAGUGCUUUGUGUAAACAAUGAACCACUUGAAAGAGUAAAAUGUGCUGGAAUUAUUGCAAAUGUCAGAAUCUUGUGGUUUACAGCUACAACUUGUCA